Messenger RNA from Verticillium dahliae VdLs.17, 1935 nucleotides. Its product is annotated as HET domain-containing protein. Lineage: Eukaryota; Fungi; Ascomycota; Sordariomycetes; Glomerellales; Plectosphaerellaceae. The transcript is spliced from 3 exons. Bases 1 to 1935 code for a protein of 644 amino acids. The record is from RefSeq and is a predicted model, not a curated record.
AUGUGGCUUCUCAAAACCGAUGACCUCACCCUUCACUGUUUCUUCGGCUACAUUCCGGAGUACUCCAUCCUCUCACACACGUGGGAAACUGAAGAAAUCACCCACCAGGAAAUGCUGAACCCCACCGACGAGGUGCGGCGCAAAGCCGGCUACCAGAAGAUUCACGUGUGUGCUGCGGAGAGUCGAAAGCUGGGCUAUUCCUAUACCUGGAUCGACACAUGCUGCAUCGACAAGUCCAGCAGCGCCGAGCUGUCUGAGGCCAUCAAUUCCAUGUUUUCCUGGUAUCGCGAUUCAGAGCUAUGCCUGGUCUACCUCCAAGACUAUCAACCUAGUCCGAGGUCGGCCUUUAUGAAUGACAUAGGUCAUUGCAGGUGGUUCACCCGGGGCUGGACUCUACAGGAAGUCCUCGCACCCGCAAAUGUCAGUUUUUACACCGCAGAUUGGACGGCCAUGGGCACCAAGGAAGAGCACGCGCAAGUUCUUUCAGGCUUCCUCUCCAUCGACCGGGGUCAUUUGACCGAUGGCCUUCUCGAAGGCAUAAGCGUAGCGACAAAGAUGAGUUGGGCUGCACACCGUCAGACGUCAAGGGUAGAAGACAUGGCCUACUGCCUCAUGGGCUUGUUCGAUAUCAACAUGCCGCUUCUCUACGGUGAAGGGUCUAAAGCCUUCCUCCGGUUGCAAGAAGAAAUCAUGAAAGUUGACGAUGGUUCUUCAAUCUUCUUUUGGAAGACGGCAGACGAUGAGCAUCGGACUCUGAGAGGCCCUCUGGCCCGAAGCCCACUGGAGUUCUCACACGUAUCCACAGGUCGCGCAGCAUGGAGCGACAUAUCCUCGUUGGAGACGCCCUUCGCCAUGACGAACAAGGGCCUGCAACUGCACGCACCCCUGGCUCCUAUCCACAGACUGUAUGACGAGUGCGUCUAUGAUGCCAGGUUGAAAGCUGAACUCGGGAGCAUCAUAGCUCAGGAUGGUGGCUUUUCCAAGACCCUUUACGUUGCGGCCCUCUCCCCGACAACCAAUUUUCGCCAGCUGGGCUUGCUCGUUAGACCUCUGGACAGCAGCUUGAAGCUGUUUGUCAGGGAUUACACCCAAACGGUGCUAGACUUUCACUGGGCGGCUUUUGACGCAGAGGGACAGGCGACCCCGGCGUUCGAAAUGACGCAGUUCUAUCUAAGCCAACAUACAAUUCAGAAACUAUCCCAGUCGCAGCUGGACAGAACGGCAACACAGUUGCCAGUCAGGAGACUUGAUCUCUACCCGUUCUGUUCCGUUGAGACCAUCCAGUCGCAAAGGCCGCUCGAGGCGCGCGGCGAAGACUGUCUGAACGCAGAAGGACGCGUCACAAACAGGUAUCCCGGCCACGCCCUUCACAGAGUGAAGUAUUGCAGUACGCCGGACGUGCUCGGCUGGACUGGCUGCUCGCUCAUGUUGAGAGACGCAACAACCGACAAAGUGUGGGGGCCUCUCUGGGUCGUAUGCCGCAUCCGUCCCGCGUUCCUGCUGCACGAUUCGACGGUCUCAUGGUUGAUUCUGACCGGCUCCAUCGCCAAAAGACUCUGCAGCUUAAAAGACGCCAGAGAGAUCGACGAUUUGCUUCGGGCAGAGCAUCACGGCACUCGGUUUAAGGGGAAAUUUUAUGCAGACUCGGUGGAGCAGACCUUCGUUUACAGGGACGGGGGCGAAGCCAGCAACAUGUCGGUCCGCCUGGUAUUCACGCAGCACAGGCAGGCGGCGACUCUCACGAUUACCGCAUAUAUUAAAGAGCGAGAACGACCUCAGAGUAUUAGGAAGGCGCAGACCGUUAGAUAUUAUAUCUGUAUCGGUAGCUCGAUGCCGGGUAUAACGGGCGAGCUCUGCCCCUCCCCCUAUAAGCCCCAAUCCGCAAGCCCCAAGGACCCAACCCAAGCACCCAAGCACCCAAACACCCAAGCAUAG